AUGAAGCUCGAAGAGUUCGAUAACAUAUCCGGCGGACGUCGCGUUAUAAAAAUACUAAAACUGUUGGGACUUUGGCACUACGGCGGUGCUUUCAAAAUGCCUUACUUACUCUACUCCGGUCUGCUGCACUCCAGCUUCACCAUACCAUACACCAUAAUGAUGUGCCUGGAUGUGGUGCAAGCAUCGAAUUUAGAGAAGUUCACUAAUACCAUGUAUAUGACACUCACCGAAUUGGGUUUGGUGGCGAAAUUGGUGAAUGUUUGGAUUUACUCGAGAUUAUUGGUGGACUUCUUUGCGGCUUUCACUAAUGAUAAACUAUACAAGCUGCAGGACGCAGAAGAGCAGCUAAGUUGGCGUCGUACGCAAGGAAAUUAUGCACGCAUAGCUUUCCUAUACUUCGCGAUGAGUUUGGGUGCCUUGGCCUCAGCGUUUGUGGGUGUACUCUACAGCGAGGAUUACGAGUUACCCUUUCCGUAUGCGCCACCCUUUGACUGGCGCACGCCGCGUGGCUAUUGGUACGCCUACUUCUAUGAGCUGCUGGCAAUGCCGGUCACUUGUCUCUCGAAUUGUGCCUUCGAUAUGAUACAGUGUUAUAUGUUGUUGCAAUUAUCGCUGUGUUUCAAGUUGAUUUCCGGUCGGCUAGAACGUAUGGGCGCUUUGCGAGAAGACAGCGCAUCGCGUGGAUUUAGUGAGUUUAGGCUUCAUCGGGAGUUUGUCGACAUAGUGCGCUUGCAUGCGCGCACCAAGAAACUCUCUCAGCAAUGUCAGACUUAUAUCUCGUUUCCCUUUCUCAUACAAAUUAUUUGUUCGUCGUUUGUGCUCUGCUUCAGCGCUUAUCGAUUGCAGAAGGUUCCAAUCCUAGAGAAUCCCACGCAAUUCCUCACGCUCGUUCAGGCGAAUUUAAUCAUGGUUUUACAAAUUUUCAUACCCUGCUACUGCGGCAAUGAGAUCAUACAGCACUCCAGCGGUUUAAAUAAUGCCACCUACAAUUCAGAGUGGUUCCGUUGCUCACCGAAAAUGCGUAAAUAUCUGGUCAUCUAUAUGGAAAUGCUACAGCGUCCAGUACGUGUGCGAGCUGGAGACUUUUUCGACAUCAGUUUGGCUAUUUUUACGAAGACCAUGAACAAUACUUACAGCCUAAUGGCGCUAUUGUUGAAUAUGAAUAAAUGA
Messenger RNA from Zeugodacus cucurbitae (melon fly), 1170 nucleotides. Its product is annotated as odorant receptor 94a-like. NCBI's taxonomy places the organism in Eukaryota, Metazoa, Arthropoda, Insecta, Diptera, Tephritidae. The coding region runs from base 1 to 1170 and encodes 389 amino acids. Gene Ontology annotation, molecular function: odorant binding; olfactory receptor activity. Gene Ontology annotation, cellular component: plasma membrane. The record is from RefSeq and is a predicted model, not a curated record. The transcript has 4 exons. Gene Ontology annotation, biological process: detection of chemical stimulus involved in sensory perception of smell; sensory perception of smell.